AUGUUCACUGACGGAAAUCACAAGGCUGGGUGGGCUAUAGCCUAUAGGCUAACUUCUUUAAAAACAAAAUCUAGGUGUUCAUGUACUCUUAAGCCUAAAUCCUCUCAGCUCACUCCAGCCACUACCCAGGUUUUCAGAACGUUAGCCUUUCCCUCCUAUUCUCCACCUCUGCCAAUGAUCUCUGUCCCGUGUGCCGUUCACUCUCCUAGUUCUUCUCAUUUUCUAAUUUCAAUUCUGCUUCUUAUAAGCCUCAGAGCUUCACUGACCCCAGGUGUUGUUUGA
Messenger RNA from Prunus armeniaca (apricot), 282 nucleotides. NCBI's taxonomy places the organism in Eukaryota, Viridiplantae, Streptophyta, Magnoliopsida, Rosales, Rosaceae. The record is from the annotation of a GenBank genome assembly.